Papaver somniferum (opium poppy) is the source of this 741-nucleotide messenger RNA. RefSeq lists its product as uncharacterized. Gene Ontology annotation, biological process: proteolysis. The record is from RefSeq and is a predicted model, not a curated record. The transcript has a single exon. Bases 1 to 741 code for a protein of 246 amino acids. Gene Ontology annotation, molecular function: aspartic-type endopeptidase activity. NCBI's taxonomy places the organism in Eukaryota, Viridiplantae, Streptophyta, Magnoliopsida, Ranunculales, Papaveraceae.
AUGAUCGACGCUGGAAAGCUGCAAGAGUACGUGAAAAAGGGUUUCGGGAAAGGUCCUGGACAUUUUGGCGCAGCACAUGUGAUUAACGUCAGUCACAUCAUGAUCCAUUCAAUGACCAAGAGGGCUUUAGAAGAUGAAACCAGGAGAAAACUCAGGCAGUUAAAAGAAUGGUACUUGACAAAUCAUAUCGAUUUUUUCAGUGGAAAUGGAGCAGAAACUCGGGAGAUUGGAUACACAAAGAUCGAGUUCUCUCCAGAAGACAUGAUAGGUUUAUAUGCUCCCCAGAAUGAUGUUAUCGUUAUAACUGCUUGGAUUGGCAUGUUUCGUGUUCACCUGAUUCUAGUGGAUACAGGAAGCUCAGUGAGCGUGAUGUUUUCAGGAGAUUAUUCCUCUAUGAAUCUCCCACACGACUUGAUCGAAGAGGAUGAAAAUCCAAUUAUCGGUUUUAGUGGCGAAGUUACGAAGGCGAUAAGAAAAGUGAAGAUACCUGUAACAGUGGCUGACAAGUCCAUUCUAGGCAAUUUUCUGCUGCUUGACUGUAGAGCUCCCUACAAUGCGAUCGUGGGACGAGACUGGAUGCAUGAUAUCGGUGCAGUCACAUCCUCAUAUCAUCAAUGUUUGAAGUUUUUUACCCCUGAAGGAGUCGUGAAAGUUAGAAGCGACCAGAUGGCCGCACACAAGUGUCACGAGAGUGCAAUGGAUGAGUACAAGAAAUUUCCUAUUUACUUCGUUAUUGCGUGA